This is a messenger RNA of Callorhinus ursinus (northern fur seal), 1482 nucleotides long. The record is from RefSeq and is a predicted model, not a curated record. Lineage: Eukaryota; Metazoa; Chordata; Mammalia; Carnivora; Otariidae.
AUGUUCCCCUUUGACACCUUCGUUGCCGUGUGUCUGUGCCUCACCUUGCUGGGCAUCUUCCUGCCCCUGGCCGGGACUGUCUACGUGGCAUUCAGUGGGAGGGGGUCCGACGACGGGGUGCCACCCGCCGCUCCGGUCCCUGACGGGAGAUUUUUAGGAGCCGUGGAGCAUGCUCUGACAUGCUUUUCUUGGCAGAAGAAUGUGCCGGCCGUCUGGAUAAUAGAGACGCCAGGGAGCCCAUGCUCUGUGCUGAACGGCAUCCGGGUUCUGAGUCUCCUCUGGAUCAUGUCGGGGCACACCAGUCAGAUGACUGCAUGGCUGUCUUUGGAUAAUGUGCUCGAGUGGAAAACCAGAGUGCCUAAAAACCCACUGUACCUUUGUUCUCGGAGCGGCCCGUUCUAUCUUGGGGUUGACACAUUCUUCUUGGUCAGUGGCUGGUUAAGUGCAAGGUCGUUUUUAAAGAUACAUCAGAAUUCAGAUAAAGGAACAACCCUCAGUGUCAUACUCAGGUACAUCCUCAGCCGCCUUACAAGGUUGCAGCCUCUUCACCUGUACUCGGUGUGCCUGUUGGUUGGCUUGUUCUCCCUUGUUCCCUGGGGACCUGUCUGGGACAUACCCAAGUUCCACCUGGAUAACUGCCGGCAAGUGUGGUGGACAAAUCUGCUGUUGCUCAAUAAUUUCCUGUCGGUCCGAAACGCGUGUAAUGGCUGGACGUGGUACCUCGCCAACGACUUUCAGUUCCAUCUCACCACACCGGCGAUUUUCCUCAUCCACGGAAAAAGUAAACAUGUCCUCGUCGUCCUCGGGGCCACGCUGUUCUUGGCAUCUUUCACCGCCACAGCUCUGCUCACACUGGCUUAUAGCCUUCCGGUCGCAGCUCCGUCAGAAGCAAGUGAAAAUGUGACUGUGUUGUAUUUCUCGGAGUAUUACACUAAGCCCUACUGCAGAUACGGGCCAUUCCUCGUGGGCCUCUUUCUGAGCAUUUUCAUGCACCAAAACCACCAGGCAAACAUUCUUAAAACCAAGGUGCAGGCCAUGCUGGGGUGGAUUUGCUCCCUGUCUACUCUGUUCAUAGUGGUCGCCCUGGCGUACGUGGUGGAUGACAGCCCUGCCACCUCUUUGCCUGCCGCUGCUCUGUACCAGGCCCUCCACCGGACCCUGUGGGCGGCAGCUGUGGGCUGGAUCAUGCUGGCAUGUCGGGAAGGCUAUGGAGGUGUGGUGAACUGGCUGCUUUCUUGCCGGCUCUGGACUCUCCUGGCCAGCAUCAGUUACGCUUGCUACUUGGUGCACCCUAUCCUCAUCAUGCUCUACAACGGGCUUCAAGAAACGCUGAUUCACUACACUGACACCAACAUGUUCUAUCUUUUCUCUGGACACUGUUUGCUGACCUUCGUCAUUGGGCUGGCCCUGACGCUGUGCAUUGAGAAACCAUGUCAGGAACUGAAGCGGCACCUGCUGGGACCAAUGCCUGCAGGGCCAUGA